AUGUACUCUCCGCGCUCCAUCCUCGGCUCCUCCCGCUCUCCCAACAUCGCCUCGCCUGCGAGCCAGGUCUGGCCUUACACUAACACAUACUCAGCUCUCAACCCCAUAACCAAGCCCACUUUUAUUAACACUAAUAACCACUACACACCGCGCGGUAAAGAAAAUCGCCCAGCCAUACCCCAUCAAACCACCACUCCCAAACCAACCACCGCUCCCACACAGGGCGUCCAGAGUCUAUAUAACCCACUCCUAGACUACGACUCGGACAACAGCGUCUCAAACUACCCUCCUCGUGUCCACGCAAUGUCUACUAUGAACUACGAUCAACGCGUACAACAGGAGAUGUCGAGGCAUGAAUGCUUGCUCGUUCGCAUUGGGCGCAUCCGGCCUCCGCCGCUGCCUCGCGUUACUACGCCGAAGCCCGCUUUGCAGUACCAGUACCAGUAUCCGUCUCAGCCUCAGUACUCGCCUCAGCCUCAGUACCCGCCUCAGCCUCAGUACCCACCUCAGUACUCUUCUCAGUACGCUCAAGGUGGCUGGCCUACAUCAUACACGCCCGGCGCACCGCUCCCAGUGCCGGCAUCUGCGUCCUCAUGGGCUCAUACCCCGCCUCAGCCGGCGCCACCGACAUACCUCCCCUUCCCCGUCCCCAUCGGCUACUUCCACGCCAACAACAUCAACACCAUCCAACCCACCCACCACAUCAACGCCAUCCAACCCACCCCCACCACCACGCACACCACCGACCAAGCCUCCUGGAUCCGCACAAUGGACGAACUCGACAAACAGCACCUCCGAGACGUCUCCUCCGACUACAGGUACUGGCGCGCCGAGCAGUUCCAGGCGCGCGCGGUGGUGGCGUAUGAGGAGAAGAGGAUGAAGAGGGAGAGGGAGGAGGCGCAUAGGGAGGAGCUGAGGAGGAUAUUCAAUGGGGAGCUGCCGGGCGCACUGGUCAAGCCUAAGAAGGAGUCUAGGGAGGAGCCGGCUCAUCAGCGCGCUGCUGAGGGGCAGACGAUGGAGGGGCUUUCUCCAAAUGAACCCGGCGCGGGGUAUGAGCGCGAGCUGGUGCAGGUGUAUAUGAUCCCGACGCCCGCGGAGAAGUACUCGUAUGUGUCCCGAGGCCCGUCCCCGACGCCGCGAUAUUCUUCCUCUUCGUCGUCGUCCGAUGCCGAGGGAACGCUCGCCAACACAUCCCUGCCGUACUCCGACAUCAGCGCCUCGCCGACCAUCAACACCCCUCCCUCACCAAAGGUCUUCCCACCAGUUAAACGCCUCUUGGACACCACCAACAAUUCGCCCAACGAUACCUUCCCGUCCAUCUACCCCUCCCUUGACAUAUUCACCGCCCCCUCGGUUUACGAAUCGCGCCGCGAGGAAUUCAGGAAGCACAUGAUCGAGCUGUUCGCUGCGCGUACGCGCCAGGUUGGGCCGACGUGCGACGAUGUGGAUCGGGCGGAGUAUAGCGAUGAGGGGUGCGAGACGGAGAGCGACGAGGAAGGUUGUGGUGGAGGGAAGGGGUGGGCGGACGAUGAGCUUACGGAGGACGAUGUCAGUUUUGAAGGAGGCUUUGUUGACUGCGAUUGA
Messenger RNA from Peniophora sp. CBMAI 1063, 1584 nucleotides. The record is from the annotation of a GenBank genome assembly. NCBI's taxonomy places the organism in Eukaryota, Fungi, Basidiomycota, Agaricomycetes, Russulales, Peniophoraceae.